AUGGAUUGGUCCAACUCUGAUUACGAGUCUUUCAAAGCAAACUCGACUACACCGGAAGUCUUUGAAUGGUUUAAAGUCAAACUAGGAAGAGCACCUGAAGGCUCUGAUAUCUACCGUUUCGCAAAGGGGUUCUUCGAAUUGGGGUCUUACUCCCGUGCCUUGUGCUGCCUACAAGCAUAUAUCACACUGCCAAAUCCAUCGCCACAAGCGCGACAUUUGCUCGGAUACUGCUACUUGAAUUUGAACGAACUGGAAAAAGCAUUACGAGAAUUCAAGUUAUGUGUAAAGGACAACUUCCACGAAGACUGGCAGCUAGUAGUAGAAUUGUUGCUCGAGAUUGCUCAGAAACAGCAUUCACAGUCGAGUGAACCCCAAGAAUAUUAA
Molecule: messenger RNA, 384 nt
Organism: Synchytrium microbalum
Lineage: Eukaryota; Fungi; Chytridiomycota; Chytridiomycetes; Synchytriales; Synchytriaceae
Exons: 3
Coding region: 1-384 (127 amino acids)
Molecular function (GO): protein binding
Source: RefSeq, a predicted model, not a curated record